AUGACGGCGGAUACAAUCACCUUUCUGCACACCCUCGGAAAGCUGAAGGAAACGGAACGCACGGGUUGGGUUGAGAAUGGCAUUCCAAACCCAGAGUCGGUGUCAGACCACAUGUACCGCGCUGCAGUCAUGUGUAUGCUCUGCCCUGACAAGUCACUGGAACGAAAUAAACUGAUCCGUAUGGCGCUCUGCCACGACAUGGGGGAGAGCAUCGUUGGUGACAUCUCCCCAAAAAUGAGUGUUUCCAAGGAGGAGAAGUACCGUCGAGAAAAGGCGGCUGUUUCACAUCUUAGUGGCUUGUUGGGAAACGAAGUCCCAUUGUCGGGGGAGCUACUGCAGCUUUGGGAGGAGUACGAGGCGCAAAGCUCACCAGAAGCGCGGUUUCUCAAGGACGUGGAUCUUUUGGAGAUGGUCACACAGGCGCAUGCGUAUGAGCUGGCUCACCCUGAGAAAGAUUUAAGUUCAUUUUUUCUUUCGGGGGAGAAGAUCCAGCACCCGUGGGCGCGGGGCAUUUAUGAAACCCUCCUGCGUACUCGACCCUCCGUAAGGCAAAGGGAAAAGGGAGAGGAAAGACCAAAGUGA
Trypanosoma conorhini is the source of this 582-nucleotide messenger RNA. Its product is annotated as hydrolase of HD superfamily. The transcript has a single exon. Lineage: Eukaryota; Euglenozoa; Kinetoplastea; Trypanosomatida; Trypanosomatidae. Bases 1 to 582 code for a protein of 193 amino acids. Gene Ontology annotation, cellular component: cytoplasm. The record is from RefSeq and is a predicted model, not a curated record. Gene Ontology annotation, molecular function: 5'-deoxynucleotidase activity.